AGCGGUCUUGGGAAAAGUCCCUCGAGUAAACCACAUAAAGCUCAAAACAAAUUUCGUCCAGGAUGCUUCCUGCUAGGAAUUCUGACUUGGAACGCUUUAGUGAAGACAAGGUGUUGAUUUUGAGGAAUAAGAUCAUCGCAACAAAGGUGAUUUUGAUGGCAAUUGUGAUUGACUCUGAGAUCGUCGGUUAGUAAGCAAGCUGAAUGUGAGGACUAGCCUGGCGACAGACACUAUGACGUUAUUGCAGAUACCUGACCUUGAUAAGAAUGGGGAUGGAUUAUAUUAAUGCUUACUCCAGAGAGCGAACAAGAAGACCCACCAACCAGGAUGUCGACCGCACUCAAACUUUCCGAUUCCCUGGCAGCCGGCAUGUGGACGGUUGCCCUGAUGAUCAUCUUCAUCAACGUGCUUCUUAUUGUCAUGGGCUGGCCGCGGAAGAAAGAGAACACCGUCAAUGGAUUUUACCUGUACUACCUGUUGCUCUGUAACCUUCUGACAGCGAUCUUCGUCUUGCUACUCGCGUCCAUGAACAACGGUAUCAAGGAGGACGAUGGUGAGGAUGAGAAAUACAGAGCCCUCUGCUCCUUCUCCGGGUAUGUAGGGAUCGCGUCUUGGUUGCUGUCUCUGUCAGGGAUGUUGACCAUGGCCAGCAACAUCCUGCUCUGGCUGCUUUUCCCGCGACGAUUCAAACGAGGGAAGAACUACUUACCGAAGAUGCGGGCCAUCGCUUUCAUUGAAGCUCUGAUCAUCAUCGUGGUCCUUAUCGUGCCGUUUCUCCCGGUUGAUGUCUUCGAGAUUGCACAAGGGAGCUCUCGCCACAGACUAUGUCUUCCUCUGUAUCACCUCUUCACUCCAAUGUGGGAGGUCACACUUGUUCUCUACGUCUUGGAAUCCCUUGGCAUCUUCAUCAUCUUCCUCCUAUGUGCCGUGAUGUUCUGCCAUCUCGGUCGACAACAGAACAUUCUCGAGUCUGCCAUUCCAAUGGAAGCGCGAGUCGUCCGGAAGAACUCUCUCCUGGUGAAGAGAUUGUCUUGUCUAUAUCUUGGGAUGGGAUUCUUCUGGAUCCCGCCGCUUCUGACACUACUCUGCAUGUUUGCUGGGAUUAAUGUAUCUGACACAGUGCUCCAGUGGAUGUUCGGGGUGGUUCAACCGUUUGGGAGUGCGGCAGGACCUUUCCUGUACCUGCUUAGGGUUAGCUGUAAAAAUUACACUUUUUCGUCAUGUCUAAAAGGAGCAAAAAACAAAGGACAAAAUGACGUUGAGAAGACCAAGAACGCGGUGCAACUGCAAGUCGGUCAGAUGACCGGAACCAUUACAGUGCCGAAGAAGAUGGAUGUCUAUAGGAUGGCAAACGGAAAGGACGCUACUGCAUCCGUAGAAAGCGUCUCAUCACCUAGCCAGAGGAGCGGUAAAUGCUUAAAUGCACCACCCGUGGUGCACUGGGUGGAGACGGUGCCGAUCAUUGGGCGUCAUAUGAACAUGAACUUUGGCAUCGUCGAGUGGCAAUCAAAGAACGGGUCACCUCGUCGCGGUCUCCUAAAGAUCUUCACCAAGCCUCACACAAGGGAAUGGCGCAAUGAGUCUGCCAUACUGUACAGAUUGAGCAAACUGGAACAUCACCGUAACAUUGUGGAGUAUCUGUGGCACUCUAAGAGUUCACAGACCAAGCUGGACCGGGUCCAGAGAUCUCCGGAUACCCAUGAUGAGAAGUCGACUCUCCAGAGGUUCGUCUGUACGGCUUAUUAUCAACACGGCACCCUACGAGACUUCCUUCAUAGUCAUCCACGUACGAUACAAGACAGCCAUGUGCACGCCAUAGCAACGCAGGUAUCAGCAGGGAUGGCCUACCUGCAUGCAAUGAGCAUCGUUCACGGUCUAGUGGAGACAACCAGUGUUCUCAUUGGAGGUCAUGUAGAGCAAUGUGAUGGUGAAGGUGACAUUGUAGACACCUUGUACGCUAAGACUGGGGGCCUCAGUCGACCCUCAGGGAUGUGUAUUCAGCUGCACCCUGCAGGCCAAUUAUUCAUGACUGCAUGGGAUGGGGAGGGAAAGGGGUUUGGGGAUGAGGACAUUAAAGAGACGUUGUGA
Molecule: messenger RNA, 2088 nt
Organism: Asterias rubens (European starfish)
Lineage: Eukaryota; Metazoa; Echinodermata; Asteroidea; Forcipulatida; Asteriidae
Exons: 8
Coding region: 286-2088 (600 amino acids)
Biological process (GO): protein phosphorylation
Cellular component (GO): membrane
Molecular function (GO): protein kinase activity; ATP binding
Source: RefSeq, a predicted model, not a curated record